UGCAAUGAGAUCUGGCGCCCCCUUCUGUGUCCAUAAUAAAUACAUAACUCUUUAAAGAGAAAAGCUAACAGUCUUCGGAGACUCGGGGCAGGUAGGAAACGGGCUAAGGGUGUGGCGAUGAGUCCCAGCAGCUCACUCACUACUCAAGCCUCCCGCGGUGCGGCUCGGGGCGGGGGCGUGGCACCGAGAACGGAGCGGCGGGGCUCGCAUCCCCCGCACCGCCCCCUUCACCGUGCACCCCGCGGCCCCUGCCGGCCGGCCGGCUCCCCUCCUGCGGCUCCCGACCCCACCGGGGUCCCCUCCUCCCGCCCCGCGCCGCCGGCUCCCGUUCCCCGCCUCGGCGACGCCCAGCCCGCGUCCGGACCCUGGGAGCCGGCGGGGCGCUCGAGGCCUCGAGCCGCCCUCGCCUCCCGACGCAGGACGGCGUCACCAGGCCCGAACGCCCGCCGGGUGAGGCCGAAGGUACCUGCCUGCGCUGAGCGGCGAAGGGCGAGCGGCCCGCCAAGCAGCCUCCGCGUCAGCCGAGCUGCCUCAGGCGGUUACGCGCCGGUCGCCCGCAGGCCGAGACACCCGCUCUGCCCGCCGCCAGCCGCCCGGCCCGGAGCGUGCGGCAAGCCGGAGCCAAUGGGAACGCGGGAACGGCAGGGGGCGGGGCCGGCGGGGCGCUGGAGCCAAUGGGAGCGCGGGAACGGCCAGAGGGCGGGGCUGGGCGCCGUGGCCCCGCCCCCGCCCCGCCCCUUCCCCGAGUCUUCUGCCGUUAUUCUGCUCCUGCUCCCCGGACCUCCCCGGCGGGGAUCGCGCUUUCCCGCGAACGUGUCGGUGUGGAACCGUUAAGGUGGCCCCGACGGGACGAGGAGUCGGUGCUGCCCAGCAGGCCCGGGGCGGCCCGCCGUCCUCCCGUAGCAUGCAACCCCUCGCCACUCUGCACGCGCCUGGCUCCCGGGAGCUCCUGAGAGAACGCGGCCGCCCCAGCCCCGCGUGUGCACAAGUGUGUAAAAGGAGGAAGGGCCCGCCUAAGCUAGUUCCAAAGGUGUGAUUAAAGUGGCUUUUCGUGAGCAGAGGGUAGUGUGCUCCGGUUCACAGCUAAAGCCGCCUCUUCAUCAUCCGGUGCCUCCUUGGGAGGUCUGGGAUGCAGCAGGUGCUAAAUAAAUGCUUGCCUGCCCCCAUCCCUCUAAAGUAGAAGCUGCUUUUUGGUUUUUUGUUUUGUUUUGUUUUUCUGUCGACACACCGCAUCCGUCUUUCCAUGCUGUUAGUCUUUCAUGUCUUACUGCCUGCACAUUCCAGAAAAGGAUCAUGUUUAAAUCAUUAGGAUGGUUGAUGCUGCUUCUAUAUUUUUCUGGUACAAUUACAGCAUUUAAGAGCAACUUAGCCUUGCCUGUUUGAGGUCCUUCCCAGCAAAUGAGUUUCUCGCUCAGCAACUCGGAACGUCGAAAGCAGCUUACACUUCAACACACUAAAAGUGACAAGUUGCAUGUAUGAACAUGGGUGUGGAGCUAAUUACUGGAGCAGGGGCAACUGAGCACUGGAGUGGGUAGCCAUGCCAGCCUUGGCCUGGAAGUUCCAACCCCCAUUGAGGCUUUGGUAAU
Messenger RNA from Onychomys torridus (southern grasshopper mouse), 1586 nucleotides. RefSeq names its product basic proline-rich protein-like. The coding region runs from base 118 to 834 and encodes 238 amino acids. The transcript is spliced from 2 exons. Lineage: Eukaryota; Metazoa; Chordata; Mammalia; Rodentia; Cricetidae. The record is from RefSeq and is a predicted model, not a curated record.